Portunus trituberculatus (swimming crab) is the source of this 1967-nucleotide messenger RNA. It is a transcript of the gene dare, whose product is annotated as NADPH:adrenodoxin oxidoreductase, mitochondrial-like. The record is from RefSeq and is a predicted model, not a curated record. The transcript is spliced from 10 exons. Gene Ontology annotation, cellular component: mitochondrion. Bases 343 to 1782 code for a protein of 479 amino acids. Lineage: Eukaryota; Metazoa; Arthropoda; Malacostraca; Decapoda; Portunidae. Gene Ontology annotation, biological process: ubiquinone biosynthetic process.
UGGGACAUUGUGGUGUGACUGGUGUCUAUACAUCACGUGUCACGGACGUCCAGUGAGAACCCUCCAUGCCGGUAGUUAGUAAUUACUAGAUGACGUAUCACGGCUAAACCAAUCACUGGCGUUGGACUCAAAAGGACAUCCAAUGAGAGCCCGCCAUGCAUUUGUUUCACGUAAGGGUGAACCACGUUUGUGUCUAGUACCUAUAAGCUGCAGUCACCAUGGUUGCCUGCUGCUCUGAUUGUGGCUUCAGGCUUUUUGAGUUGUAUCACCGCUACACCGGGAACGCAGGAGAAUUGUUUGACUUGUGUGUGCAUCAUGGGUUGAUUUUGCUUCCCAGAAUGGAUGCUGGGUGUUGGUAGAAUGCUUGUGCCUCGGGGGCUAGUGUUGGUCCGUAGUGCCUACAUGUCCACCGUGCCUCGGGUGUGUGUUGUUGGCAGUGGCCCUGCAGGAUUUUACACAGCCCAACAAAUUUUGAAGAGUCAUGCCACCGCCCAGGUUGACAUGUAUGAAAAGCUUCCAACACCUUUUGGUUUGGUGCGCUAUGGUGUUGCACCAGACCAUCAGGAAGUCAAGAACUGCAUCCAUACCUUCACCCAGACUGCCUCACAGGAUAGGUUUACUUUCCUUGGCAAUGUUGAAGUGGGUCGUGAUGUGAUGUUGGAUCAGUUGAGGGCAGCAUACCAUUCUGUUGUACUGGCUUAUGGUGCUGCAGAAGAUCGUCCUUUGGGGAUCCCAGGGGAGUUGCUGCCCAAUGUCCUCUCUGCUCGCUGCUUUGUUGGCUGGUACAAUGGCCUUCCUGAGGAUGCCAAUAUUAAUAUCAAUCUGAACACUGACUCUGCUGUUGUUGUUGGUCAGGGAAAUGUUGCCAUUGAUGUUGCCAGAAUUCUUCUAACACCUAUUGAUAUUUUGAAGAAGACAGAUAUCCCAGAAAGUGUGCUAGCAAGUCUGGCUGAGAGUCGAGUAAGACAUGUGACACUGGUUGGCCGGCGAGGGCCAGAACAUGUGGCCUUUACGAUCAAGGAGCUGCGGGAGAUGGUCAAUUUGGCUGGUUGUCGGCCCAGUUUGCAAGCAAGUGACUAUCAGCACCUACGUCACCUCAUUCCAAAUUUACCGCGACCACGCAAGAGGUUAUUGGAACUUUUGGCAAAGACAGCACUAGAAGAGCCAAACCCUAAACUGGCAGCAUCCUAUGCCUCAGCAACAAGACAGUGGAGCCUCCAGUUUCUCCGAAGUCCAGUGGAGGUGUUGGCAUCAGAGGAUGGCAGUGUGUCUGGGUUGAAGUUGGCCAAGAACAAGUUGGAGGGAAAAGAGGGACAACAGAGGGCAGUUGCCACUAAAGAGACAGAAAUUUUGGAGUGUGGUUUGGUGCUUCGUAGCAUUGGGUACCGUGGUUGUGCUGUUGAUGCAUCUCUACCCUUUGACCACCACACUGCCACCAUAGCUAACAAAGAAGGCAGAGUCACAGACCAGCCUGGAUUGUAUGUUAGUGGGUGGAUUGCCACAGGACCAGUGGGAGUUAUUUUGUCCACCAUGACUAGUGGCUUCACUACAGGCAAAGCUGUAGUGGCAGAUAUUCAGGCUGCAACUGUAGACAUAAAUCAACAUAAAGAGGGAAAGACUGCUAUUCACAGACUUUUGGCCGAAAAAGGGAUACAGGUAGUAUCCUUCAAGCAGUGGCAGCAGCUGGACCAACACGAGAUGCUAGCUGGGGCCAGGUUGGGCAAGCCUCGGGAGAAGGUAACCACGCUGCACAGAAUGAUGGAGCUGUCACACAGUGAUUGAAAUGUAAUUAGAGGUUGUGCUUCUGUUUGAUGGCUGAUGGGGUGUUGGAGAAGUCAAGGUCCAGUGGGUCAAAAAGCCAGUUGUUGUCAAGAGAAUAGACUAAGAGUCCUUCAGUAGUGCUGGCUGCCCAGCUUCUCCCUUGUAGCAACAAAAUAUUUUAUAAUAUAAAGAUUAAUAUAUUACUA